CACCAAGAAAAGGAACUUCUGCUCCUCCGCGGAGGAGGAAACCAGAGGGAGAGAGAGAGAAAGGGAGGAGGGAGGCAAGGAGGAGGUGCCCGCCUUCAAUGCUGGAGGCACACUUGCCGGUGGCGCCGCUCGAAGGCAAGCCCAAGGCCAUGGCCGGAGGGGCAGCGUGGGCGGCGGCGUGGCUGCUCUCCUCUCUGUCCUGGACUUUGGCCGGGAGCCCUCCUCCUCCUCCUCCUCCUCCGCCCGUCCUCUCCUUCGAUUCCAGCAUCGACAACCUGGCCGUGGCCGAGGGGAAGCUGCUGGUGGCCAGCGGGCGGUGCUGGUACGAGGUGGAGCCCUCGCUGUCCUCCAAGUCGGUGGGCCGGUGCCAGGAGGCCAAGGACGCCACCAACAUCUUGCUCCUGCCCUUCGGCAACGAGAGCCGCCUGCUGCUGACCUGCUGGACGCGGCCGGGCUGCCUCUGCCUCCGGGAGGACCGCGCCAGGGGCCCCAACGCCACCCGGACCUUCGGGAAUCAGCUGGUGAGCUCCUUGCCGGGCGUCUCUUCCGCGGGGUUGAUGCACUUGGACCGCACGGGCGCCGGGCAGUGGGUCCUCUGGGUGGGCACCAGCCACACGCGCCCCAACGCCUCGGUCUCUGCCUGCGGGGCCGAGAGCAGCAUCCUGUCCCGGAACGACGCCACCACGGCCGUCUUCGUCACGAGCGAGGGGAAGGGCGUGAGCGAGAACCAGUACCUGAAGCUCGCCGGCGAGCACUACCUCAACUUCUCGGCCGUCCUGCACUGGAAGGAGUACUUCUUCUUCCCCUACUUCCACCGCAACCUCAGCGUGGAGCCCAAGAUGCUGGUGGUCAAGCGGGACCCGGACGAUCCCCUCGACCUGAAAGGGCAAGUCAUCCUGCGGUGCGGGUCACGGGCGCGCAUCCUCUCCUCCUCCUUCCUGGAGCCCAAAGGCCUCUGGGUCGGGCUCUUCGAGGCGGCCGAAGAAGGGGCGCCCGGGGCCACGGCCGUCUGCCUCUUCCCGCUGGAGCGCAUCCUGACCCAGGUGCAGAAGUGCAGCCAAGGCACGGCGGCCGAGAUCCAUUUUCCCGACUCCGACUCCGACUCGGGCACCUGCAAGACCCCUGCUUGGCCAUUAAAUAACUUAACUUCCCUGGAGCACUCCAGCUUGGUGUCAGUUUAUGCUACUAUAGUUUUGAACAAAACAGUUUUGUUUUUGGGGACAGCAAACGGACAAUUACUGAAGGUUAUUCUUGAUGACAACAUGAACCCAAAUUGCCCAGAGAUUUUAUACGAAAUUAAAGAAGAAUCAGCAGUUUUUCAUAAACUUGAACUUGAUCCUGUGAAUGAGGAUUACAUCUAUCUGCCAUCUAAUAAUGAGAUAAGAAGAAUUAAAGUUGCAAAUUGCAGCAAAUAUAUUUCGUGUCAAGAAUGUUUAUCUGCAUUGGACCCACACUGUGGAUGGUGCUAUUUAAACAGCAGCUGUACUUUAAAAGGAGAAUGUCAAUUUUCAAAUAAGUCCUUGAACUGGGCAAGCAUUUCAUAUGGAACAGAUAAAUGCCUGAAAAUCAACACAUCUAAUCUUGACCGAGGUGAGAUUUCUGUGAGAGCCAGUGGAAGUUCUUUCAGUCUUUCUGAAGGUCGUUCCAAUUGCAGAAUGAAAAACGCAAGGACAGGCACAAUUCUUUGUGAGAAGAAGAAUCCAGGCAUCAACUGUUCCUGUCAGCUAAAGAGUGCAGACCUAAGAGACAAAGUUCAAGUAUCACUCAUCUCUGGUUCUUGGCAUUUAACAGAAAUACUUGAAUUUUAUAAGUGCUCAUCACAGAAAACAUGCUCCGAAUGUCAGCGAUUUAACUGUACCUGGGAUGCUAGAGAAAACAAAUGUAUUGACACCCCUGAGAUUUGCAAAAGAAAGGUUGACUGUAGUAAGAGUAUCAAUACAUCAACCAAUACAUCAUCAAAGAACAUGAACAUUGCUUCCAUUGCACCAGCAUGGAUAUCAACACUAGGCAAAAGUGAAGUGCUCGUUAUAGGAGAAAAUUUCAUAGGAUCAAACAUUUUGAUGCAGAUAACUGGAGCCAGUAGCUGCAGACCAGUAGAGAUACCUGUCACUGAGGUGCUAAAUCGCACGCACAUGAAAUUCUGUUUACCGCCAAGUCGCAAAGAAGUCAAGAGCGUAUGCAUAAAGAAAACUGGAGCAAAGUGCUCACGCUCCGUGCCAUUGCAUUAUCUGUCUCUCCCAGAAUGUUCCCGAAUCAUUCCAAAUAUUACAUGGAAGAGUGGAGGACGCAACAUGACUAUACAUGGCAAACACUUGAAUAUUACAGAUUCAAGCCUCAUUUUUGAUGAGCAAAGAGAAAAACUGGCUAACUUCAUAUGUGAUCAAAAUAGUAGCACAUGUAAUUUUCCCACGCCAGCUGUGAAGUCUGAAAAAAGAACUAAGAUGGCUACUGUUUUCCUUCAAGUCGAAAAGAAGCAAAUAACUUGCAUUACAUUUCAGUACGAACCUGAUCCUGAAUUUGCUUACUAUGAAAUUACAGUUGAUUUGGAAACUGACUUGGAGUUAAAUAUAUAUAAAAGAAAUGACAAAUUAAAUAUUUCAAUUAAUGAAAUCAAAGUAUUUCUCUCUUGCAUGGUUAACAACGAGUUAAUGAAUAAAACUGUCAACAUCCAAAAAAUUUCAAACUCCACGGAUUAUAGUAUUAUACAUGGCAAAGUCAAACAGGAAAGGAAUUCUGGUAACAAGAUGGAUAAAUCCAAUGUAAAAGUGUAUGUCAAGAUGGGAUUCUUUGUGCAAGAAGUUCCAAAGAAAUCAUUUAGCACUUGGUAUUACUAUAUUCUUUUACUAAUUCCUAUAGUAUUUAUAGGUGCAUGUUUUGUGACUCAACGAAAAUCCAAACAGUUAAACAGAAAACUAAGUGAACAUCUGGAACUUCUGGAAUAUGAACUUCGUAAAGAUAUACGCGAAAGAUUUGCUGAACUACAAGUGGAACAGCUGGAUGUGGUUGAUAAUUUUGGAACAGUUCCCUUUCUUGACUACAAACAUUUUGUUCUAAGGACUUUCUUCCCAGAGGCUGGAGCCGAUGUGUUUAUUUUUAUUGAAGACUCCAGUGAACCAUCUAGAAGAAGUCCAGGUCAAAAGGAUGAAAUCACUAUAAAAUUGUCAAAGUUGAUUUGUAACAAAAAAUUUCUGGUUACUUUGAUUCACACUCUGGAAAAACAGAAAACCUUCUCUGUUAAAGACAGAUGCCUAUUUGCCUCUUUCUUGACAAUUGCAUUACAAACAAACCUUGUGUACUUAACUGAUAUCCUGGAACUUUUGACAAGAGAUUUGAUGGACCAGUCUAGCAAUAUACAACCCAAGCUGUUGCUAAGGCGUACAGAAUCUGUGGUGGAAAAGCUGCUGACAAAUUGGAUGUCUGUUUGCCUUUCUAGUUUUCUUCGGGAAACAGUUGGGGAAACAUUCUAUUUGCUUGUGACUACUCUAAACCAAGGGAUAAUCAAGGGUCCCGUGGAUGUGAUAACUUGUAAGGCCCUGAACACACUAAAUGAAGAUUGGUUACUCUGGCAAGUCACUGAUUUUAAAACAGUGAUUCUAAAUGUUGUUUUUGAAAAUGUCCAAGAAAACGAAAGUGAAGGCUUUACCAAGAACAUUGAAGUCGAUGUCUUGGAUUGUGACACAAUAGGACAAGCUAAAGAGAAGAUUCUCCAAGCAUUUCUAAGCAAGAAUGGCUCUCUUUAUGGUCUCCAGCUCAGUGAAAUGGGCCUUGCUCUUCAGUCAGGUUCAUAUACAAAAGAGCUUCUAGAUGUAGACAGUUCCUCUGUGACUCUGGAAGAUGGGAUUACCAAACUGAACACCAUAGGCCAUUAUGAGAUUUCCAAUGGAGCAACUAUUAACGUCUUUAAGAAGGAAAAAACAGUUCUCUCAGGUUGCUCAGAUGGGGAAUACUCGGAUGCCUAUUGCCACCUAAUACUGCCAGACUCAGAAGCAGUCAAAGACGUACAAGGCACAAAACAUAAAGGCAAACAAAAAUUUAAAGUGAAGGAAAUGUAUCUCACCAAACUCUUAUCUACAAAGAUUGCAGUUCACUCAGUUGUUGAGAAACUCUUCAAAAGCAUUUGGACUUUGCCUAACAAUAGAGCUCCAGUUGCUAUUAAAUAUUUUUUUGACUUUUUGGAUGCUCAGGCUGAAAACAAAAAGAUUACAGAUCCUGAUGUAGUCCAUAUAUGGAAAACUAACAGUCUUCCUCUGCGGUUCUGGGUGAAUAUAUUGAAGAAUCCUCAAUUUGUUUUCGAUAUUAAAAAGACUCCUCAUAUGGAUGGCUGUCUGUCAGUAAUUGCACAAGCUUUUAUGGACUCCUUUUCUCUGUCAGAACAACAGCUAGGAAAGGAAGCACCAACAAAUAAACUCCUCUAUGCUAAGGAUAUCCCACGUUACAAAGAAGAGGUUAAAGCUUUCUACAAAGCAAUAAAGGAUUUGCCUCCCUUAUCCACUUCAGAGAUAGAAGACUUUUUAACUCAGGAAUCAAAGAAACAUGAAAAUGAAUUUAGUGAGGCUGCAGCCUUGAUGAAAAUUUACCAAUACAUUGCAAAAUACCUUGAUGAAAUACUGAAUAAAUUGGAGAAAGAACGAGGGCUGGAAGAAGCUCAGCAACAGCUUCUGCAUAUAAAAAGUUUAGUUGAAGAAAAGAAAAAAUGCAAAUGGUCAUAAGUAGUAGUUCCCAUUCCAAACUGUAUUGGGAGGACUCUUAAAACUGCUAGUCUUGUCCUGCGAAUGGUCUCCUGUCCGUCUCUACUCCUGCGGAUCUUGGAGCACUCAACGUUUAACCAGCUCAGUCAAAAGACGUAUUCCAGUAGUUGGAUAAACAUUGGACCACUGCUAUAAAUAUGCAGACAAAGGCACUUCUUUACAAUGAACUCUGCUGGUUUGAUAUUGUUUCCGAGAUUGCAAGUAUAAACUCAAACAGUACUAUCUCUACUUUUACCACUUUUUUAUUGUUUUCACAAAAGGGCCAUAGUAAAAAACUGUAUAUGAAGCAACUUGCUCACAGUUCAUUUCCAGAGAGAAGUUGUGUAAGCCAAUUUGCCUAAACAGUGUCCUUUAUGACCUAGUUCUUUGCUAUAAGAGCUGCAUAAGCACAAAUCUAUCCCAGGUGACUGUAUCCUGUGCCAAGACCUUCAGGAGCAGCCGACUCUGGGAAGCUUGUAAAACAAGGUGCAAAACAGUGUCAGUUUCAAACUGGCAAAAGACAUUCCUUUUCACAGUGUUGGUCUUAGAGAAAUGUUGUCCAUGUUAUUUUCACAGCUAAGAAUGGUGUUCCUAUUUUUACUUUCUUGUGCCUACAGGUGUUUGCAAAAAUAAUUUAUAAAUCUGAAAAGGAAACUACGCAAAGGGUAAAAUUCUUACCUUAAGUGUUAUAUGUAGGUUUGCAGGUACCUCAUGUAAUGUAAACAUUAUACCUGAUUCAUGUCACAUCACUCUUCCAGGAAGUACAGCGCUAUUACCUGAUAAGUGUCAACACAAAAGCCAAACUGCAUCAAGCCAUUACCAUUUUUCUCUAGGAAAAGAUGUUGGCUUGCAAGUAUUUUGUGAUUUAGAAAAUCUAAAUGGAUAGUUUUAAGAAUGAGGAAGAAAAUGGGUCUGUUUAUUUUUCUGUUUUCUCCAAUACUGGAGUAUAAAGAUCUUGCUCAUAUUGGCAAGUCUAACUGUAUCUGUGAAAUUUAUGUAUUGUUUUGAGGAAAAAAAUGCCUUUGUAAAUAUAAAGCAAAUUGGAGGAGCUUGUCAAUAUGUAUUUUACAAAUACAGGGGUUUUCCCCUCUUUAUUUUUCUUCAGGAAAAGUCGGUGAUAAAAUGUUUAGUGUGGCAAAUUGUCUCCACUGAAAAAGCUACAACAAUCUCUCUAGUUUAGGAAUUUGAGUGUGCAGAAUCACAAUAAAUGUAUAAUAAACA
Molecule: messenger RNA, 5948 nt
Organism: Anolis sagrei ordinatus
Lineage: Eukaryota; Metazoa; Chordata; Lepidosauria; Squamata; Anolidae
Gene: PLXNC1
Product: plexin C1
Biological process (GO): regulation of GTPase activity; regulation of cell shape; positive regulation of axonogenesis
Cellular component (GO): plasma membrane; semaphorin receptor complex
Molecular function (GO): semaphorin receptor activity; protein binding
Source: RefSeq, a predicted model, not a curated record